Podarcis raffonei (Aeolian wall lizard) is the source of this 1785-nucleotide messenger RNA. It is a transcript of the gene TRMT6, whose product is annotated as tRNA methyltransferase 6 non-catalytic subunit. The coding region runs from base 156 to 1598 and encodes 480 amino acids. The transcript has 11 exons. The record is from RefSeq and is a predicted model, not a curated record. Gene Ontology annotation, biological process: tRNA methylation. Gene Ontology annotation, cellular component: nucleus; tRNA (m1A) methyltransferase complex. NCBI's taxonomy places the organism in Eukaryota, Metazoa, Chordata, Lepidosauria, Squamata, Lacertidae.
UCUGCCGAUUCGCCUUCUUUCCUCGCCCCCGUUUCGGAGACGCGCUGCUUCCCCAUUGGAAACAGGGGAGCGGGGCGAGGCUCCCGCUUCCGUUCCGGCGCCUUGGCCGAUUUGGGGCGGAAGGCAGGCAGGGAGGAGGCGUGGCUUGCGUGGCCAUGGAGGGGAGUCCGGAGCCGGCUUCGCCCGGCGUGAUCCGCGAGGGGGACUUCGCCGUCCUCAAGCGCGACGAGGUCUUCAAGGCGGUGGCGGUGGCCAGGCGGAGGAAAAUCGUAUUUGAAAAACAGUGGUUCUGUCUGGAUAAUGCUAUUGGGCAUAUCUAUGGAACAAUGUUUGAAGUGACCAGCGGCGGGACCCUUCAGCCAAAGAACAGGGUGCAAGAGGCUGCCACAGAAACGAAAGAAGCAGGUGCCGAUAAUCGUAAUAUAGUUGAUGAUGGAAAGUCUCAAAAACUGACUCAUGAUGAUAUAAAGGCUUUGAAGGAUAAAGGCAUUAAAGGACAGGAAAUAGUUCAACAAUUGAUAGAGAACAGCACCACGUUCAGAGACAAGACGGAAUUUGCCCAGCAUAAAUACAUCAAGAAAAAGAAAAAAAAAUAUGAGGCAGUUAUUACAAUCGUAAAGCCAUCAACGCGUAUUCUGUCAACAAUGUACUAUGGAAGGGAACCAGGAAAAAUAAACUAUCUGCGAUACGAUACUUUAGCCCAGAUGCUGACUUGGGGAAACGUCCGUGCUGGCAAUAAGAUGAUUGUAAUGGAAACCUGUGCUGGAUUGGUCCUAGGUGCUAUAAUGGAGCGAAUGGGAGGUUAUGGAUCCAUUAUUCAGAUGUACCCAGGAGGAGGACCUGUUAGAGCAGCCACAAGCUGCUUUGGGUUUCCAGAAUCCUUCUUCCAAACGCUGUAUGAUUUCCCUCUCAGCAAAGUGGACAGUCUUCUCUCCGGUACGUUUUCUUUAAAGAAACUGCCUUUAGAAUCUGAAGAGAAUACGGCAGUGGCCGAAGAAAGCAAUGGUUCGGUGGAUGACAAACCAGUUUCCGUCCAAGAAGCAGACACAGAAUGCAGUACUGAGAUAGCUGCGAAAGACAGUCAGCCUGAAGAACAAGAAAUAAUGGACAUUCCAAUGGAGGGCGACGCAUUUGAAGACAGUAAAGCAAAGGGAACAGCACACGACAAACAAAAGAAACAAGAGGAAAGGCAGAAAAAGUUGAUAGAAGCUGCAGGUUUAUUGAAAGAGAAAAAUGCUGAUGGUUUAAUUGUUGCCAGUCGAUUUCAUCCAGCGCCUUUAUUACUCUCCUUAUUAGAAUUUGUUGCUCCCUCAAGGCCUUUUGUUGUCUACUGCCAAUAUAAAGAGCCACUAGUGGAAUGCUACACGAAACUGAGAGAAAAAGGGGGUGUCAUUAAUCUGAAACUCUCUGAAACGUGGUUACGAAAUUAUCAGGUCUUGCCAGAUCGGAGUCACCCCAAAUUGAUGAUGAGUGGCGCCGGCGGGUACCUUUUGACAGGCAUCACUGUUAUAAAUGAGAGUGUAAAAUCCGGGGACUGCUCACAACAGACAGAUGAAGAGCCGACAUCUAAAAAACGUAAACUUCAAGAGCAGCGUUGACAUUUGAAGAAGCACUUGUUUUUCUUAGGGCACCAGAUGAACCUCAUGUUCUUUCACUACCUGUGCUUAAGAGCACAGAGAAACGUACUUUGUCUUGCAUUUGCCAACUGCUGCAGAGAAGGUUAUCCAGAGAAGGGACUGCAUUCGAAUCCUAUCCAACUCGUACACGGAUAGCACCAUAGCUUUA